This is a messenger RNA of Impatiens glandulifera, 654 nucleotides long. Its product is annotated as NADH dehydrogenase [ubiquinone] iron-sulfur protein 6, mitochondrial. The record is from RefSeq and is a predicted model, not a curated record. The transcript is spliced from 3 exons. The coding region runs from base 66 to 422 and encodes 118 amino acids. Gene Ontology annotation, biological process: mitochondrial electron transport, NADH to ubiquinone. NCBI's taxonomy places the organism in Eukaryota, Viridiplantae, Streptophyta, Magnoliopsida, Ericales, Balsaminaceae.
UUUAGCAGCUGCAAAUUCUUCGUUGUUAAUCUCUCUCUUUCUCUCUCUCUUUCGCUCCCGGAGAUAUGGCGACUUACGGAAGAAAACAUGGUGUGGCGAUGGCGUCGAAUCUUCUAAGAACCCUAACACGAAAUUCUGGUUUCGUUUCAAACACUAGAAGCCUAAGCAGCCUUGGUGGCAGCGAAAUCGUCUCCUCUCACACUGCUAAGUGGAUGCAGGACACAAGCAAGAAAUCUCCAAUGGAAUUGAUCAAUGAAGUUCCACCAAUAAAGGUUCAAGGCAGGAUUGCUGCUUGUGAAGGGGACAAUAAUCCUGCUCUUGGGCAUCCAAUUGAGUUCAUAUGCCUGGACCUCGACCAGCCAGCUAUCUGCAAGUAUUGUGGUCUGCGCUUUGUUCAAGAUCAUGGUCAUCAUCAUCACUAGAAAUCAUGGAUAAGCUCAAAGGAACAACAUGCAUCUGGUUUUUUAAAAUCAGUUGUCCUUUGAAUUGUGUUUUGCAUGAUUCUUCUUCUUCUUCUUCUUCUAAUAGUUGUUUGUCUUAUCAUCCAAUAAAUAAAAAUGUAACUGACACCUAAAUGUGGAAUUAUUAUUUGACUAAGUUUUUUUUCUUAAUUAAAUGGGAUCUUGAUUACCCCUUGAUUGCUAUAUGCAUCAC